AUGAAACCCUUCGAAGAUAGAAUUUUUUAUCCGCUCAACGUUAUCAGUUUUUGCAUGGAAGGCAAAGAUGAGGUCAAAGUCAUUGACUUUAUCAACAAAUUAAAAUUUCUUUCAGAGAAGCAUACUACUGUUGAAAAGCAAGGUUCUACAGAAGACAAAAAAGAUCCUGACAUUGAAACUUCCACUGAUGAAGAAUAUGUAGGCGACAAUCAAAUAAAUGAAGAAGCCAGCAAGGCAACAUCUGAGGAAAUACCACCACCGAAAACUGAAAACACAGAUAAUUCUCCAAGCAGCAGUUCCGCUGUUGCAGAUGAUGAAAAUGUCGUGGGUGAAGGUGACCAACGACAACAAUACUUGCAGUGGAUACAAAAAGAAGUACCCAAGUUUGGAGGAAUGAAGCAGAAAGUGGAAAAUAUCAUGAAGUUAUUCAGUGUUGACAUUGGCUUCAACAACAGUAAUUGGUGUGAUAUACUCAAUGACAAAGUAAAAUAUUUCUCAGAUGAGGAUCUUGAGGAGCUUGUCGGAAAAUUAAAAGAUUUGCAGAAAGAAGCUGAAGAAGUUGACUCUAGAAAACUUGAUGAUAUGUCUAGUUCAGAAGCUUCAUCCUCCUCUGUUGACGAUCAUUAUUCAAAAACAGAUUUUAUUCUCGUUGAAUUUCGUGCUCUUACUCAAGAAAAAUCGCUGAAAAUCAAAACAAACUAUCAGAAUAAUAUGACCACAAUGCAAAAAUCUCAAAAGUGUAAGUAUUUUUCUUGCAAACUGAAGUUUCCAAAAGAUUUCAGAGAAAUACAAUACAAAUAUUAUAAAGAUCAACAUGCAGAAAUUCUGUUGAACUCGAAUUCACCUUCUAUAUUGAGGCAUCAUGAUCUUUCCAAAGAAGCAAGAGAUUGCGAUAUCAUUUUGUAUGAUUCUGUAACCUUGAAAAAUGCCAAAAACUUUGGAAAGUUGAUUGAUUUAUUGCCACCAGACUUUUAUAUUGAUUCCAACAUUGGUGAUUUAUUGAGCGGUAUUUACAAUUGGACACAUACAAUGCUGACUGGGUGGAAAUUAUUAAAUAAUGGAAAAUUGGCAGUUAUUCGACCUGUGAUUAUUGAAGUGGAAGAUGCUCUCACUGAGUGGACAAAAAAACUUCUGAAACGUCGCAUUGAAAACUCAAUGAAUAAGAUUUUUGUCGGUCAUGCUAUUGCGAAUGCCUUUUUCAAGGGCAAUGUUGUUAUCAGCAAAGAAGAUUUACUAGAAAACCUAUUUCAACUCAUGAACACGGAAAAACUCACAUCAAAUGAAUACGAAACACUUUUUGUGUUAUUGAAAGAAAAUCUUGGGGAGUAUUGGGAUGGUGAAAAAAGUUUUAAAUUCACUAUGGAAAAAUUAUUUUGCAACCCCAAGUUGAUUCCAACAUUUCUCCUUGCACUUCCAUUUUAUUGGACAAUCCAAGCUGACAUUGAGGGUCACUCUAUUCAUGAAAACACUGGUAUUGUCUUGCCCUCUGAGAAUAAUACUAUUUGGACAAAUAAAGAAAAUGCCUGGAAAUCUGACAAAAAUAUGUGCAAGGCUCUCAAAAGGUUGAAACCUUCCAUCAACCUCAUUGCCAAACGCUAUCCCCAAAUAUGUAAUGUCUAUAUGCUAUUCUUGGAUGAUAAGUCACAAUUAGCUUAUGUUGAAGAACGUGGAACGCUCGAUUGGCAUGAUAUAAUUAAUAAAUUUCAAAAUUGUGAUAAACACAACGGAAAAGUGUACAAUGAAUAUUUGGAAAAUGAGUUUAAAUCCCACGAUGACAGCCUUUCAUUUUUAAUAAACUGGCAAUAUGCAGUUGGUAUUAUAGGUUGUCAGCUCAGUGAAAAAAACAAAAAAUUCAUUGAUGAUGGUGAAAAUGCGUUCAGAGCUCUUGUUGAAAAAUUGAGAUCAGGCCAAAUAAUUUCUCCUGAAUUUAGAUUGUUAAGGAAAAACGCUAGACAAUGCAGAGAUUUAUAUCAGUGUUUCAUGGGAAAUCCUGUCGAUUUUGAUGUAUUGAUUGAAAGCUGGCAUAGCGCCAACAAAUCAUAUGUAAACUGUCUAUCUUACAUUGAAAUGUACAUACAAGAUUGUGAAAAACUAUGUAGCGAAGAAAUUGAUGUUGAGUUAGAAGACUUGAAAGAAUUGCUUUCUGAAGAAACAGAUGACUCUAUGACCUUGAAUGAGAUGGCAGAGAAACGGAAGUUGAGAACUUGUAUGCAUGAAUAUCUGGAUGAUAUUGAAAGAACAGGAAAAUUUAAAAAUUGCACAUGGUUUACCUUUAUAUGGGAAUUGAUAGCAAAUGAGAAAAUGAAUCAUUUGAAGAGUCAAUAUCAAGGCGUAACGAUGAAAAUAUCUUGGCAAAAAAUUGCAGAAGAAAUUUUGAGACCUGCAGAAGAUAGAUUAAGUUUGGUUGCAAAACAAAUCAGUGAAGGUACAAUAAUUCUGAAAGAAAUACCAUACCUUCUGGGAGACAUAUCAGAAAAUUUUCUUGCAAAGGAUUUGGAAAUUCUCAGUAGUGUUGAGAAGAUAAAUGACAUAUAUGAAGCUGAAAGACAGUUGAAGGACUAUUUGAGCCUGAUGAAAUCGUUGUCAGCUAUUCAUCUUUUAAAUCAAAUAAAGAAAGAAUUGGAACUGGAAGGGAAUUUUUCUUCACUUUCAGAAAUAAAUGAAAGUUUGCUUGAAGUUGACUUGAGGAAUAUGGAAAAGCUGCCAGACAUUUGCAAGGGAUUUUCUCACAAUGAUUCUGUUGUAAUGGAGGCUUUCUUGUCUCAAAAGGAACUGAUAAAAUGGAUGUUGGAAAAAUUUAAAAAAUCGCAGGAUAUCAGAACCUUUCGCGAUUUGGCUAGGACGAAAGUUGGAGAUGAGCAGAUCGAGCUGGACAGAAUAUCCGUCAUACAUUCUGCUUUCCAAGCGUUUUCACCACUUCUGCUUGACUUAAAUAAAAUAAAUGAAGCCAAUAUCCUGAAAUCCACUUAUUCGCAAGUACAAUCAGCAUAUGAAAAUGACAACUCUAUUUUGAAGAACUGGAGGUAUGCCGGAAUACAUUUGUCGUGGAUAUCUGACAUUUAUGACAUUAUUGGAUCAUCAGGGAAGCAUGCAAUGGAGGUUGUGCAGGAAAUAAAUGACAAUGGAAUGUAUAUAUUACAAAUUGAAAAAGAAAGAGCAAUGAAUUUAAACAGCUGUAUAGUCCUAAAAAUGGAUAAUAAAAAAAAAAGUUUUGCUGAAUUGCGAGAUUUGCAAUCUCGUUUGACAUUAAUCUCUGGUGAGAAAGAAGAUGUAGAGCAAGUUACAAUAUUUGUAAAUUUACUGACAGCUGUGGAAUCCUUGGCACUUUCAUGCAUACAAUUAUCAGAAUUAGGAUGCCUCCUUUUUGCCAAUUUCCGAGUUACAAUUUCUAAAAGAAAAGUCGAUGAAGAAAAUCCAGAACGUAUUGAGUCAACUUUCACUAUAACAAUAUCUUUGAAUAAAGAUACCAAUCCGAUAACCGGAGUGGGUUCCUUGGGCACUAUAGAUGAUAUCAUUGUUUCAAUGCGUGAAAUCUUAGAAAGAUGGAAAGAUCAUCUUGAGAAAACACUUCUACAAUAUUACUUCCUAAAUGAAUUCAGCAUCACCCAGUUGACAUACUUGUGUGAAGCUCUUGGACAGAAAACGUUAAGCAAUAUUUCGGAUAAAACAAAAAUGCUUCUUGCCCAAAUUUCUCAAGAUACAACCAAAACGAACAUUAAGAAGGCUUUAGAAAAGUCGACUGAAGUGGCAGAUAUGGAAGAGGACAGAGAUAAAACAAAUAGGACAGAUUCACAAAAUGUUGACGAAAUUGACAACAAGAGACAUGCUGUACGAGAUCUUUGUCUUAAAAGAAAUAUUCCUGAAAAAUUAGCACGAGCUGCUGUGGCAGCUAAUGGAAAUGAUGUUAAUAAGUGUGUGAGAUGGACUAUACUCAACAAAACUAAACAUGAGCUUGUUGAAAAGUUUUAUCAAGAGUUUCAACAAAAACUUGAAUGGGCAUACACUCAGAAAAAGUUGGAGCCCAAUUAUGAAGUUUUAUCGGAUCGAGACUCUAAAACUUUAGAACAAGUUUUGAAAAGGUUGCAAUUGGUGCAAAAAACUGAAGAUGGUCUUAGCAUAUCUAUUCGCACAUUGUAUGAAGCGUUCAUUGCACAAACUACGUUCUUAUCACUAGAAGGCUUGCUGAGUUUGAAACAUCUUGGGAAAUUUUUGUACCUAUUAGCAAAAACCCAGAGUCCAGACAGAAUUCCAAACCGAAAACUGGUGGCUCCAUGUUUGCAAGGAAAAGUAAAUGUGGUUAUACGCGAUGAACAUGAAAUUCUUCUUACAAUAAUUUCGCUAUACGCAGCGCAACGGGAGGAAUGUCUGCCUACAACUUCCGAAAUAAUGAUUUGUCAUGAAAAAACCUCUAUUGCUGAGUUGACAAGAUUCUUCAAGAGGGUGUUGUGCAAGUGUGAUAUCAAUGGUUCACCAAUUUUCUGUCUUGCUGCAACUCAAAAGCUUCCACAUAAUGUUUCAGAAAUGGCGGGAAAUAUAUUUCAUGAAUUACUGAAAAGGGAUAAGACUGAGGAAUAUCAGCUUGUAAUCAUUUCUUGUGACCGCAGACAUUAUCUGUCUAACUGUUUUGAGCAGGAUCACACUCCAGUAUUUUCUCGUUUAACUGACCAACAAAUUUCUGAUUACCUAUGUGACAAAUUGAAAUCUGAUAUUCCGUGUGAAACCAGUUCUGAGAUUGUCAGAGUUGUUAUGUCCGACCGAUCUGGCCUUGGCAAAUCAUUGCAUAUACAUGACUUGCAAGAAAGUAUGACACAAGAAAUGGAAAGAAAGGGACAAAAAUUAAAUGUUACUACCAUUCGAUACAUGGAAAAGCUUCUUGAUGUUGAAUACUUCACUGCAAGAUUCAUUGAUGGAAAGGCUGCAAAUGACGAAUUUCAUUUUAUACAUCUUGAUUUAACGCCAGCUGUUAAAGAGGGCCUUCUACAAUUUGUAUUUAAUCUCUUUAUAUUGGGAUGCAUUGAAGAUAACAAAGGAAAUAUUUGGAGAAGAAACAAACGUCAUUUUUACGCUGUUGAAGUCACAGAUUUUAACGAGGAAUUAUCUUCAAUCAACCAGUUUUGGGGAAUUUUGCCUAACGUGAGAUGCCUGUCUCCAUGUGAUAUCCAAAAAGGUGCAAAUCAGAGAAUAAUGAUGAAUCAUGCUAAGCUGGAAUCUGAAAUUUUCCAGCGACCUGCUCAGUAUCUUCUCAAAUAUGACAAUAAUCCUGACUCAUUGGAUGAUUUUAGAUUUGAUCCUGCAAGCCCAAAAGUUGAUGAACGCACAUGUCUCAACAUAUUGUUAAAGCAUUGCUCAAUUGAUAAUCCAUCCUGGGCGCAAGUACAACACUUUGCUGCAUUUUUAGACCUCCAGUUCAGAAAUUGUGAGAAUUCUAUUUUUUGUAUGAAACAUGUAUCAGAUUUAGAUGGUCUCAAACUCUUUGCAGUAAAGUUUAUGAUACUUAUGUCCCAAGAUUUUUCAACGCCGUCACUUAUAAUGGCUGACACUAGUAAAAAAGAUGCAGAAAUUUUCCAGCAACAUAAGUUACGUCGAAAGUGGGAAGAACAGUCCCAUCCUUUUGUUUUCUUUAAUGAUGACCAAGCAUCUAUGACAUUUAUUGAUGUGAAUAUCAACAAUAUUGGGGAUCUUGUGGAUCAGAAAGGUGAUGUUUUGGAAAAAGCUAUAAUUCCUUACAAAUAUAUCGAGUUAAUUGAAAAGUUGAAAAAACAAGGUGUUCUGUUGAAUGAUCAAUUUGAAAAUCUUACAAGAAAAGAAAAACUCAAAGAAAUAUGCAAGGUGAUGGGUGUACCUGUCACAGACUGCUCAAUAUCAAAUAAAUUACUGAAAUUUGUCAAAACGAUCCGUUCUGAUGGAAAAGCAAAAAUUGGUCCAGAUUAUGUUGAAGUUGUAUCUCAGCAACAUUUGCCACUAUUAUAUCAUUUAAAAAGAAACAUACUUUUGGGAAGUAAGUUUGAAGAAAUUGAAAAUGUAUUGGGAAUAAUUGCAGAAAAAUCCGGGAUUGAAUUUAGAAAAACUGAAGUGCCUGAUCCAGAUCCAACUUAUGAGUUAACAACAAAUAAUGUUCUCAAGAUGUUGGCCAUUUACAUGAGAUUUCUUUGCAAUAUUCCUGUAAUUAUUAUGGGAGAAACUGGAUGUGGAAAAACAAGGAUGAUAAAGUUUAUGAGUGAACUUAAACGUGGAACAUUGAAAGUUCAGAAUCUUAUGACACUUCGUGUACAUGGUGGAACGAGUGUUUCAGAUGUCCAUAAACACAUUGAAAGGGCUGAAAGAAGAGCUGGAGAUAAUUUUCAAAAUCAUAAAUUGAAAUCUAUACUAUUUUUUGAUGAAGCAAACACAACUGAAGCUAUCUACGCAAUAAAAGAAGCUUUGUGUGACUUUGAAAAAAAAUAUAGUUUUGGUAAACUUCUCCAGAUUGUUGCAGCCUGUAAUCCUUACAAAAAAUUAACUGAUGAUUCAAUCAAAAAUUUAAACCAAGCAGGCUUAGGAUAUAAUGUGCAAAAUGCUCAGGAACAUCUUGGCUCUAUUCCUAUGCGAUAUCUUGUUUAUCGUGUUGUUCCUAUCCCACCAAGCAUGCAACCAUUUAUUUGGGAUUUUGGACAACUUCAGGGUGAGGAAGAAAAAAAGUAUAUUAACCAAUUAGUAAUGAAGCUUGACAAAGACCUCCCAGAAGCAUUGCAAGAUAGCUUCUUGACUAAAAUGACAGAAGUACUAUAUCUUAUUCAAGCAUACAUGCGGAAACAAAUGGAUGAAUGCAAGUAUGUGAGCCUCAGAGAUGUGGAGAGAUGUAUGACUGCUUACAAAUGGUUUUACACAAAUAUGAGUUGGCUGAUGCCUGGAAUUCAAAGUUCAGGAGAUGAAGAACAUAAAGCCACAUUGGUACUCCUUCAGGUUAUUGGUUUCUGUUACCAUGUUUCGCUAGAAAAUAGAACAAAUUUCAGAAAAGAACUUUCCACGAUAUUUAAUCAUCUUUUUGGUUUUAGAAAUUUGACUGAAGACAAAAUAUUAUCCAAGUUCACUGCUUGCCAAUCAAUUAUUGUGGAUGGAAUGAAAGUUGGAAAAAACAUUUCAAAAAAUUCAGCAUUAAAGGAAAAUAUAUUUGUCAUGGCAUUGUGUGCAGAAAUGAAAAUUCCUUUGUUUUUGAUCGGAAAGCCAGGAAGCUCAAAGUCUCUGGCGAAGACAAUAAUUUCUGACAACAUGCAUGGCGCAAACUCUGAAUCUAGCAUUUGUAAAAAAUUUAAAGAAGUUGAAAUUUCUACAUUUCAAUGCAGUGCUCUCACCAGAGCAGAAGAAAUAGAAGGUAUUUUUUCCCAAAGCAAUCGGGUUCAAUCAGGUCACAGAAACUAUGAAAAAUAUGUUGCCGUAGUGGUACUCGAUGAGAUUGGUUUGGCUGAAGAUUCAUCCCAUAUGCCUCUCAAAGUUCUACAUUCUUUGCUUGAAACGGGAACAGUUGUGGAUGACCUAUUGGAAACUAAAAAUAAUCCUUCAAAAAGGAUUGGAUUUGUUGGAAUCUCGAAUUGGUCACUUGAUCCAGCAAAAAUGAAUCGUGGAAUUUUUGUGUGCAGAGGGAAACCCGACAAAGAAGAGCUCAUGAAAACAACAGAGGGAAUAUUUGAUGACUGUCCACAGUAUGUUAAAAAUACCAUUCAUCCUGUUAUAAAAGCUCUGAUCAAUGCAUAUUUAAAAGUGUAUGAAACAGAUACCAGAGAAUAUUUUGGUCUUAGGGACUUGUAUAGUCUAAUGAAGAUGGUAAAACACCUUGGAAUAUAUUGUUUUGAGAAUCGUCAAGACCUUAAAAUGAAUGAUGUCAUGAAUGCUGUCUACAGAAAUUUCAGUGGUGGCCAAAGAUCUUGCAUAUCAGAUUUUGAAAAAGAACUAAAAGAAGGAAAUAUAUUUUUUGACUUUAAUUUUGCCGAGCCGAGCAUCUAUGAACUUCUGGAAGAAAAUUUGAAAACUGAAAAUCGAUAUUUGCUAUUGUUGACCAAACAACAUCCAGCUUGUGAUCUUUUAAACGUCGCCAUUCCAGGGAAUGACCAUGAAAAUAGACUACAAGUAAUUUUUGGAUCUGCAUUUCCUGGUGACAAGAAUUAUGCAGCUCUUUGUAGAAAUGUAAACAAGAUCAAAGCAUGUAUGGAGACCGCAUGUACUGCUGUGAUAAUAAACUUGGAUGAAAUUCACGAAUCACUAUACGAUGCCUUGAACCAACAUUAUGUGACUUUAUCAAAUUACAAGUAUGUCAAUCUUGGUUUUGGAUCUUCAGAGCAUCGAGUACAAUGCAGGGUUCAUGAUGAUUUUCGAAUGAUUUUUUUGGAAGAAAAAGAUCAUGUUUACAAUCAUUAUCCAAUACCACUUGUCAAUCGACUUGAAAAACAUCAUUUCACCUCGGAAAGAUUGCUGUCUGAAGAACAGCGUAAAAAAGCGUCAUCUUUAGAGGAUUGGGCCAGAAAGUUUUGUGUUUCUCAUAACUCUGAAAAUUUUUAUUUAUUUGACACUUUUAUUGGAUAUAAUUCAGACACUGGAAGCUCUAUUGUUCUUGUAUCUGAUGCUAUAAAAGCAGCAGAUGUAGAUUUGUCACUCGAAACAGUUCCGAAGGAUCCUCUCGAACCAUACAAACACAGAAUGCUUUUAUCCGCGACUAUUGACGGUGUGUUUAGACUUUACAGAACAAGCAUCACAAAAGAAGCAGAUGAUAUCAGAGAAAAUCACUUGAAGAACCAGCAACAUGAUACGCUUCUUCAAUUUCUCGAUACUCAAUGUCAACAUAAAAAAGGUAUCUCACUAUUUGAAGUGACAACAUUUUCUGACCUUUUGCUGGAAAAAGACAGAAAGAUUCUGGAAGAGUUUUUGCCUAUAGUUGAAAACAGCAUUAUGGUUUUAUCAAUCCACCAAUUUGAUACUAUUUUACAGUAUUCAAACCGACUUGAUGAUUUUUUUAGGGAACGAAAAUUUCUAAAGUCAUACAAUGAAAAUACCCGCAUAUUGCUAAUUCAAUGUGUAUCGGCCCACAAUAAUCGUGAGCUGAUUGCCUGCGCUCAUCAUUGCCUCAUGAAUAAACUGAGGCAUUAUCAAAUAGAGCAAAGCAAUGUUCAGCGGUUGAUAAUAGCCUUCCUUUUAUCAACGACCCGAAAAUGCAAUUCUAAUGGAUCAGAUGGAAAUGCAUUCUCUUUACAGCAUACAACAACAGGAAAAAUUGUAUAUGUUGAUGAAAUGAGGCCAUCUACAAGAUAUUUUGGUCAUGUGAAUGAGUACUUCAACAAGUCUCUUCCUUCCAUUUUUCAACAAGCACUGCAUGAGCUACCUGACUCCGAUACUUCUGCUGAACAUGAUCAAACCUCUUUUGACAUUUCAAUAUUGUUGAGAGCAAGUCUAUGUGAAGCUAUUUGCAAAGUAGAAUCUCAAGCAACCUCAAGAAAUGAGGAAUUAAUCAAAAUUUUAAUGAAGCUUUUCAAAAGAAAGCAGUUCUUCAUUUUGUUAUGGAAAAAAAUGGUGUCCACUCUUGAAGAGCGAGAGGAGGAACUGAAAUCUCUUUAUGGUGAUAAACUGGAAAAGUCAUGGAUGGUUGAUCAAGCUUGUUCAACUAAAAAUUUGCUGGAGGGAGGUAGUUUUCGUAAAACAAUAUGGAUUUUCAUGAAAAGCAUAGUGUCAAAAUUACUUGCUUGCAUCACUAGCAUUGCUGAUGUGAAUUCAAAUUUUGAUAUGUUAUUGCAAGAUGGUUCAGAAGAAUGGCAAACUGAUCUGUGGAUGAAUAUUUUCAGUGGUAUCUCUAUUUCAUGGAAAGACGUCAAACAUAAAGAAAAAUUCAAUACAGCCAGCGACUUGCAGUUUGGUAAAGGCAGGCUUCAUAUCCCAUUCAGCUAUUUAUUUCUCAAAGAACUUGAGCACAGAUUUAAUAUAUUUGAUGAACAUCGAUUUGUUGCUUCUCUUGGGGAUUGGUGUCAUAUGGCUCAUCUCCAAACAGCAUAUAAAUCAUUUGGACAUAAGUUUUUAUCAUUAUUCAUUCAAGACAUCAUCACGAUGGUGUAUGUCCCCGGGAGUCAGUUGGAAAAAGAAUCAUUUGCAGUAGAACAUGUUGUUGAAAUUUUGGCAAAUAAAUUUUCGCAUACCAAAACAAAACCACUUGAAAAUAGUAUCUUUAUGGUAUUGUACAUAAGGUCCUUUCUACCGUAUUUUUCUGCAAUUUUCAAGAUAUGGCCUGAACUUAUUGCCAAUUCAAAACAAUGGGUUGAACAGGAGCACUCAAUUGAAACAGUUUUGCAAUAUGCAUUCAAAGAUGUUUGUGCAGUGCUGUAUGGAAAAUCUAAUGAAAUAAGCAGAGUUGAUUUAUGCGUAGCAUGGGUAAAUGAAGUUUAUUUUGCAAAAAAGAUAUUCAGCUCAUUUCUUGAUGAAAGGGAAUUUAAAAGUAGUCUAUGGAGAGGGGUGUCCUUAUUGUAUUUAUUUUUGACACAGUUGAUGCCAAACAACCCAACAAGCGAAAUGGAUUAUAAUUAUCUUGAAGUGAUAUCGAAAGAAGCUGAAGUUUUGGCACCAGUUAUUCUUGAUAUUGAAAACGUAGACGGUGUGACUCUUAUGUGUAGCGUCUUGAGUAAUUGCUAUGAGGAUGUAAGGCUCAAAAUACUUCUUUCAUGGAGUGAUAUUCAGUGCCCGAUCUGCAGUGGACGAAUCCAUGAUCCAGUUAAGCUUGACUGUGAUGACAACCACUAUAUUUGUGGAAAUUGUUUCGAGACAAGUGAAUCUACAACUUGUAAUCGAUGUCCACAGAAUGUCUCGCAAACUGGGGAAGAGACUUCCCGCUCUGAACUUAUUUUAACAGAAGAGCAAGACCAAGAAAUAGAGGAAUUCAAAUUAAAAUGCACAAGUUUUUUCCUCAAUUAUGUGAUGAACUAUAUGAUAUUUGAUGAUAAAUCAGUUCUGACAGAAGUUUCAGAUUUGUUGUUCAAUGAGAUAUUUUUGCCACAGCAAGGAAAUUUAGUGAAAACUGCAUUGGAUUUCAAUGUAAUGAUGAAGAGUCUCAUUAUGAAGCUAUUAAUGAAAAUAAAUGGAGACGAUGUAGUGAGAAAAGUUGAUCAAUACUUAUCAUCUUGUUCACCUGAAAAUAAAAAGUUACCAAUCCUAUAUAUUUUGAAAUAUUUUGAAGACAUACAAACGAACUGUCCUACUAUUGAAGUGAUGGAAAGAUGUGUCUCAGAAAUUAAAACCAUGGAAAUCAUUAACAUGCAAAUGCUGGAAAAAGUGGCAAUGCUUCGAGUUGGUUUGAAUAGGAUGGCCCUUCAAUUGCAAAAUGUGAGAAUGGGUAAAAUGGAAGAAAGAGAAGUUAGUGAAAUAUUAACGUUCCUGAGCAAUGAAGGCAUGAGAAAUUUCAGAGAAUAUUUCACAAAAGUUGGCUGCUCAAUUUUCGGUUCUAAAUGGUUGAAGGAGCAGCUAAAUAAACAAUAUUCCUCAUUAAUAUUUCCAAGUGAUUUCCUGCAUUCCCUAGAUGUAACAGACUACUGGAAAUUUUUGGGUGAUAAAUAUUGUCCACCAAGUAUCCAAAAUUUAAAAGGAAUAUUUUUGAAGCUUAUGGAUUUUGAGCGUCUUGAUGAUAUUGCUCCGAUUUUGUCAUGUAUGAUGCUGACAUUGCAUGACGAUCAGAUGAAGCGUAUGGUUAAUAAACAACUCAAAAGUUUACCGCAAGAUUUAGAUUUUUUUAAAAAACAAUUGAUGGUUGUACUCAGAAUAUUUCAUUCUCCAUCUUACCAAGAUAAUGUAUCAUUGUUCCAAUUGAUGGUCUUGGUCGUAAUUGCAGUUUCCAAGCAAAAGUACUUGUUGGAUUCUUUCAAGAUGCUAAUCCAAGAUACAGAUUCAGUGAAAAAUCUCUAUCUGCCAUCAAUGCCAGAAUCAAUGUUUUUUUCUCUUCCCGCUCAACUAAAAACCAUUGGAAGAAAUCCUUAUGGACAUAUGGUACAUGGUUUGCACACAUGUCCUAAUGGCCAUAUCUAUUUUAUCGGAGAAUGUACUAAUCCUACAGAAGAAGCCAAGUGUAUUGAUUGUGGCGAAACUAUUGGAGGUGUUGGAGAAAAACUUAGUUCACGAAAUGAAAGAUAUACUGUACCAACAGCAGAAGAGUCCCACACUGGUUACAUAUUAGACACUCUUGACAAAACAAAGAGGAAUCGAAUGGAUAAUCCAGAAGACAGAAUGACAAAACAAGGAGUUGCAUUUACCAGAUUCGUACUUCACUCAUGCAUGCUCAUAAGUGUUUGGGAUCAAAACAAAGUUGUUGAAAAGUUGAGCAGAAGAGGAAAUUGGACUUAUGACUCUUUUGUCUCUUACCUUUUUCACCAAAUGCAAUCAAAUAUUGAUGGUUUCGCUCAAGCUAUCAGUAAAAAUACUGAUGAUGCAGAACUAGUCAUGCACAAGAUAUUCGAAUUCACCAUCAAUUCUAAGGUUCAAAACACUAAAACUCAUAAUUGGUCAAGUAUUGAAUCAAGAAAAACAUGGGAGAACGAAUUCCGAAGUACAUUUUUACUAAAAGUGCUUGGUGAAGCGGACCAAACAAUCAGAGAAUCAUGGAGUGUUAUUAAAGAUAAUAGCCCAAUUCAGAGACUUGUACGGGAUUUGCAAGUAUCAGCUGUAAGCUCAGAGAGAAUGGCAUGCCAGGAACCAAUUCUUUGGCAUUUGUUGCAGAAUCCAAGUACGACUCAUCUGCAGCAAUUUAUAAUGGAUAAUGCGGGUGAACAAUGCA
Molecule: messenger RNA, 12772 nt
Organism: Styela clava
Lineage: Eukaryota; Metazoa; Chordata; Ascidiacea; Stolidobranchia; Styelidae
Source: RefSeq, a predicted model, not a curated record